AUGGAACGUAAACACGUACCUCAUAGAGCAGGUAUCCUAGUUUAUGGCGUUGCGGCGUUCGCGAGCAUUGGUGGAUUCCUUUUCGGAUAUGACCAAGGUGUUAUGUCUGGCAUUAUUGUGAUGCCCUACUGGACAACCUACUUCAAUAAUCCAAACGAUGUGAUGACAGGUUUUAUUGUCAGUAUUUACCUCUUGGGUGCUUUCGUAGGUGGACUUUUUGCCGGCCCCGUUUCUGAGCGCAUUGGUCGUAAGCGCAGUAUUCAGCUUGCAAGUAUCGUUUUCACUCUCGGAUCUGCAUUGCAAGCUGGUGCAACUUCAACCCAAAUGCUUCUUGGUGGUAGAUUUGUACAAGGUCUCGGUAUUGGCAUGUAUAGCAUGAACGUUCCUGUAUACCAAAGUGAAUUGAGUCCUCCCCAUUUGCGUGGAAGAUUCGUUGCUCUCCAACAAUUAAGUAUUGUAACUGGUAUUAUGAUCGCCUUUUGGCUUGGAUAUGGCUGCUCUUUCAUUCAAAGCGAUGCAUCAUGGCGUUUGCCUUUGGCGCUACAGAUUCUUCCUUCCGUUCUUCUAUUCUUCGGAAUGUUCUUCUUGCCCUACUCUCCAAGAUGGCUCUGUGACAAAAACAGAAAUGAAGAAGCUCUCCAGACUUUGGCCCGCCUUCAUGCUGAAGGAGACGUUGAAGAUCCUUAUGUUGUGCAAGAGUACAACGAAAUUGUAGCAUACGUCAAGUUCGAGCGAGAAAACGCAGUGCGCACCUAUCGCGAUCUCUUUAGCAAGCAGAACAGAAGACGUGUCAUGCUCGCUGUCGGAAUUCAGUCGAUGCAGCAAUGGACUGGUAUCAAUGCUGGUAAUUUUUUUUCACCACUCAUUUUCAAGGGUGCCGGUUUGGACGGAACCGCAUCACAAUUGCUUGCCACCGGGCUUAAUGGUGUUGUUUCUGUAAUCGCUACUAUUCCUGCUGUCAUGUUCAUCGAUCGAUGGGGAAGAGUAAAGACUCUCCUUGUCGGUGGAACCGGCAUGGGUGUUACCAUGUUGCUUGCUGGAGCUCUAUUGGGAGCUUACCCACACACCGACGCUGGUCCUAAUAAUUUGGGAGCUCAAUACUUCGCCAUUGUCAUGAUGUACUUCUUCACUAUCUGCUUCUCCUCUUCUUGGGGACCAUGCGGAUGGAUUUAUCCCGCAGAAAUUUUCCCUAACAGAGCUCGUGCUAAGGGUACUGGUUUGUCAACUGCUGCCAAUUACCUUAUGAACUUCGUCAUUGGAGAGAUCACUCCUAUUAUGUUGUCGCGCAUCACCUUUUGGACCUAUAUUUUCUUCUGCUUGACCAACUUUGCUUGUGUCAUCAUCUUGUACUUCUUCUACCCAGAGACUCGCGGUCUUUCACUCGAACAGGUACGCCUUUCUACCAUGAAUGAUAAAAAAGAUUGA
Molecule: messenger RNA, 1425 nt
Organism: Umbelopsis ramanniana AG
Lineage: Eukaryota; Fungi; Mucoromycota; Umbelopsidomycetes; Umbelopsidales; Umbelopsidaceae
Exons: 12
Coding region: 1-1425 (474 amino acids)
Biological process (GO): transmembrane transport; carbohydrate transport
Cellular component (GO): membrane
Molecular function (GO): carbohydrate:proton symporter activity
Source: RefSeq, a predicted model, not a curated record